UGUAUAUGCAUACUCUAUAACACUCGCCUUUUCUUCAUCACCUCCCAUACCCUAGCCGAGGCACUUCAGAGCCCAGAGGUCCCGGACACCGCAGCAGUCGCAUGGCCGGCCGUCGCGUAUACCUUACGGUGCUCUAAGCCAUCUGCUCUUUGCGAUUCCGACAUUUUGAGUUCGCUGGGAUUUCUCUAACCCCUCUGUUGUCUAUAGGUAAAAUCAUGGUUAAAAAUUCAAUCACUGGCUAAGUUUUUUAGCCAGAUGGUUUAAACCUUUAAAAGGAAGAGAAACAUACCAUUUCUUUCAAAUCCAUUCUUUCUUAAUGAGAUCCUCCAUUAUCUUUAGAACCCUUCUUUCUUCUAACUCUACAACCAAGUAUCCAGGAUUACCUCAAUUCUAUCGCUUUUAUUCAAACAAUAUUCCUAAAGACCCUAAUCCCAAGCCAAAGAGGUAUAAAUAUCCAGAAUUCUAUGAUCCUUAUGGACCAAGGCCACCUCCAUCUGAGAAUAUCUUGCAGCUUGCCACUCGUAUCACCUCACUUUCUCCAGAAGAGCUGAUGCAGCUUGGUCCAGCUCUGCAACACCGGCUGAAGCAUCUAAGGUUGCAGAAGGUAUCUUCUGACGGGUUUGGUGCAGGCUUGCAAGCCAGUUCUGCUCCUGAAAAGAUGGAAGAGAAGAAGGUUGAAAAGACUGCUUUUGAUGUCAAGCUCGAGAAGUUCGAUGCUGCGGCAAAGAUUAAGGUGAUCAAAGAAGUCAGAACAUUCACCAAUCUUGGAUUGAAGGAAGCUAAGGAUUUGGUAGAGAAGGUUCCUGUUACUCUGAAGCAAGGGGUCACCAAGGAGGAAGCCACUGGCAUCAUAGAGAAGAUCAAAGCAGCUGGUGGUGUUGCUGUCAUGGAGUAAUAAAACGUAAGAUUUUAUUUUAAUGAUAUAAAUUAAAAUUUUAAAUGACUCUUCCUGCAUUCUGAACCUUUGGAUGUAUUUGUAUUAUUCUGGAUUUGUUUCACAGAAGAGCUUCAUUUUAGUUAUCUGAUUUGAAGCAUUGGGUUGUUUACUGGUCCAACACUGUAGAGAAAAACAAAGGUCAGGGUAACUACCAUAAAUUAUGGCUAUUCAGUCUAAUUUGUUGUCCAUGCUUGCCUAACAACCCAUGGGUCAUAGGUUCACAACAAUGAUGUUUUUUGUGUGCAAGCAUAUACACAAUAGUGAUUGCAUAAGUUUCAAAGGAUA
Dendrobium catenatum is the source of this 1222-nucleotide messenger RNA. RefSeq names its product 50S ribosomal protein L7/L12. The coding region runs from base 317 to 895 and encodes 192 amino acids. Gene Ontology annotation, biological process: translation. The transcript has 2 exons. The record is from RefSeq and is a predicted model, not a curated record. Gene Ontology annotation, molecular function: structural constituent of ribosome. NCBI's taxonomy places the organism in Eukaryota, Viridiplantae, Streptophyta, Magnoliopsida, Asparagales, Orchidaceae. Gene Ontology annotation, cellular component: ribosome.